AAAAGAAGAAUUUUGACUGUUACUCAAAAUUAAUGUACCAUUUUAAACGUUAUAGGUUUGUUCAAAAUUGUCCGUAAAAUGGAACCAUCUAAAUCUAAACAUAAUUUGUUGGAUAUAUUAAAUAAUAAGACAGAUAAUCGGUUAACAACAACAAGAUGCCACAAACUUUCAGACUACAAAGCUACAACGGACACGAUCAGGCCGAAGAUUAUUCGUGUGUAUACUCUACCGGAGUUGAUGAAAAUUCAUCCGCUUGGUCUCGCUACGGACGCGAAGAGUAAGAAAGGAUUGGCGUUCCCUCUGGUUCGUUUCGGUACUAAAAUAGCAUUAGUCGCUGCUGCUGUAUAUUUUCUGCGCGAUAUUGGAGUCUGGGGCACUUCCGAAGAUACCGAACAGCUCCUCGUGAAGAUUCGCAAUCUAAUCAAUAACUCAUCGAACGAGGAAGAUAUUUGGAUGCCGCCUACCUGUGCAGCACAAAAACAGAUAUUUCCAUACAAUCGAGCAGAAACCUAUGGCGAAUGCAGCGAUCCAGUUUUCUGUUCAGAGAAAUUCGUAAAUAAUGUUCAACUUAAAUGGAACGGAAUGGUGGAACGAUUUUUCACCACUUUAAUAAGUGUUCCUCAAAAAGUAAACAAUUACGUGGAGAAAAUUGCAUUGGAAGGGGUUGCGUAUUUGAAUUCAACGACAUCUAUCAGCAGGAAUUUAGACGAUGGAACCAUCAUCGAAUCUCAUCAUAUCGAAUCUCACAACCAAGAAGAAAAAAAGGAUGUUUAAUCACUAUUUUUUAAUGUAGAUGAAAUAUAUUUUGACAAUAACUAAUUUGACAAUAAAAUAUACAAUCGAAC
Messenger RNA from Phyllotreta striolata, 845 nucleotides. Lineage: Eukaryota; Metazoa; Arthropoda; Insecta; Coleoptera; Chrysomelidae. The record is from the annotation of a GenBank genome assembly.